UCAUCCCACAAGACACACAGUCACUGUCAGAGUGAGAGUGAGAGCCCUGACUGACCUUGCGAUCGAGCCCCGAGCAGCAUGAAGGCAGCCGUGAGCUGGGGCUCCCUGGGCUCGCUCGUCGCCACCGCCAUGGUGGUGCGCGCGGCGGUGCGCGAGGUCCUCCCGCCGGAGGCGCCCGGGGCGCUGCGGGCGCUCCUCGCCCGCGCCGCGGCCGCGCUCGCCCAACCCACCGACGCCAUCGUGGUCCACGAGGUGGACGCCAACGGCGUGCCCAACGAGCUCUACGACGCCGCGCAGCUCUACCUGGGGGCGCGCUGCCUCGCGUCCGCGCCCGCGCUGCACCUCCACAAGGCGCACGGUGCGCCGGAGGCCGUGGCGUCGCUCCCGGACGACCACGCCGCGAGCGACACGUUCCGGGGCGUCCGCGUGCGGUGGACGUCGCGGAGCGCGGAGGCACCGGGGGGCGGCGCCGCGCACCACUACGCGCCGUUCCGCGGCCCGCGCGGCUUGUUCGGGGCCCCUGGAGGCGGCGCCGGGCGGCAGCAGCGGUGCCUGAGGCUCGAGUUCCCGCGCCGCCACCGCGACGUCGUGCGCGGCGCGUACAUCCCCCACGUCCUCGCCGUGGCGGCGGCGCUUCGGCUCAAGAUGCGGGAGCGGAAGCUCUACACUAACAACCCCAUGUUCGGCGGCGGCGGCGGGAUGGACGACCACCAGAUGCUGUGGUCGUCGCACCCGUUCGCGCACCCGUCCACGUUCGACACGCUCGCCGUCGACCCGGCGCUCCGCGACGGCAUCCGAGCGGACCUGCUCCGCUUCGUGCGCCGGCGGGAGCACUACGCGCGCGCCGGCCGCGCGUGGAAGCGCGGGUACCUGCUCCACGGCCCGCCGGGCACCGGCAAGACCAGCCUCAUCGCGGCCAUCGCCAACCUCCUCGAGUUCGACAUCUACGACCUCGAGCUCACCGCGGUGGGCUCCAACUCCGACCUCCGGAGGCUGCUCGCCUCGACGCGCCCCAAGUCGCUCAUCGUCGUCGAGGACAUCGACUGCUCCCUCGGCCUCUUCGACCGGACGAGAACGUCGCCGCCAGGCCAAGGCGACGAGCUCGACGACCCUGGAACGCCGCUCCCCCUCCGCAUGUCGCCGUACCCACCGCGUGGCCGGGAGAGGAUCAGCCUGUCCGGCGUGCUCAACUUCGUCGACGGGCUCUGGUCGUCGUGCGUCGGGGAGCGGCUCAUCGUGUUCACCACCAACCACGUCGACCGGCUCGACCCGGCGCUGCUCCGGCCCGGCCGCAUGGACCGCAAGAUAGAGCUCGGCUACUGCAAGGGCCACGCGCUGCGCGUGCUCGCCAAGAACUACCUCGGCGACGGCGACGACGAUAGUGAGCCGGCUGAUGACUGCAGGUAAGAGGAGCUGAUCGGAGAGGCAGAGAGGCUGCUGGAGGAGGUGCAUUUGACGCCGGCCGAUGUCGCGGAGGUGUUCAUGGGGUGCGACGGCGACGGAGCCCCCGCCGCGAUGCAGAAGCUCGUGGACGACCUCAAGAGCAAGAUGAUUGCUCAGAAUUCCGCAGGGAGCAACGACUGCUAAAGAUCGGUCGCUAUCAGGUUGUCACUUAUCAACAAGUGCUAUCAACGUUGUCGGCGCCAAUGCAAUGUCAGAGCAAUGUCAAGUAGUUUCGGCAGAAGACAUCAGAAGAGGCUUUUGCUUUGUAAGAGUGAACUCUGUUUUAAGUAGAAGUCUUCUUGAAAAGGAACUCUGUUGUAAGAGUGAACAAUCUUUUUAUCUCUUUUCUUU
Panicum virgatum (switchgrass) is the source of this 1794-nucleotide messenger RNA. RefSeq names its product AAA-ATPase ASD, mitochondrial-like. NCBI's taxonomy places the organism in Eukaryota, Viridiplantae, Streptophyta, Magnoliopsida, Poales, Poaceae. Gene Ontology annotation, molecular function: ATP hydrolysis activity; ATP binding. The coding region runs from base 79 to 1407 and encodes 442 amino acids. The transcript has a single exon. The record is from RefSeq and is a predicted model, not a curated record.